AUGGCCACAUUUCUGCCCCGAGAGUACGAAUACAAUUCCUCUGGGUCCUCGACUCGACACUCAACAAGCGACAUAUUCGGCCACGAAAUGGACGAAGAACUUGAGCAACUGAAGUCGCGUGCAUCAAGUCGAUCGUCUAUCUCCUCUAUGCCAGCGUCGGUUCUCGUACAUCCCAUCAAUCAAAUGAAGUCCAUGCCACCAAUGAAUCUCCAUGAGAAAAUGGUUGGGUAUACUAUUGAGGAAUCGGAAGCUAGUUUCGGUGACUUCGACGAUCCGCCUAGAUCUAUGCGCACAAUUCGACCACGAGAAGCCGCCUUUCGAAAGCCCAGCUCCGUUCGGGCAAUGCAAAUGCACACGGAAGAUGAAUGCGAUGAUGAUGAAUAUUUGACACCACCGAGACGUCGAGCGGGUAUGCGGUCGCCGGGAUCCUCGUCCUUGAAACGAUCACCAUACUACUCGCCGAAUGCCUCACCGAAUAAAUCCAAAGUCAAGAAGGAAUACCCACUUGUCCUACUACAUUGCAACCUACUUGAACCCUCGCUCCCAGUAUCCGGUGCUUCAGAGCCACAAAACCAAGAUAUCGUGGAGGAAGUUCUACCACCCCACUACUGGAAGCGAUGGCGAAGACUCCAAGAUAAGGCGGGCUCCGGCGUUCUUCGCGACCGAGGUGUUUUGAUUUCGCAUCCGGGAGAUCUAUAUGAUAUGCUGGAAGAACGACUCCUGGAGAGUCUAGAGCUUCAGCGACCGCGGGUUCAUCAUGGUCAUUUUCUAGGACACCAGGAAGGUGCCCCUGAAUCCGGGGAUGAGGUUUCCGAUCAAGGCGAGAGUGAAACGGAUGGUGAGCAAGGUGAAGAGUGUCCAGACUGUGGUGGGCGAGUACUUCAUCAGAGUGACACGAAUCGGAAGUGGGAGAUCAGGGUAUUUGCAGCUAAUGGUCUCAUGCGUGCCGGUGCAUGGGCUGCUGCAUGGAAAGAGAUGGAAAAGGUUGACGUCGAGGUUGGACUUUGGUUACCUUCUGAGGUUCGACGUGCAUUAGAGAAACGAAUUGCAGAGGAGCGUUCUCCUGUAUUGAAAGAAGAGGCCCACUCUUCUCUGAUCGAAGGAAACAACGCAAAGGAGAUCAAUCGCCAGGAGCCGUCGAGUCAAGAGCGCAUUGAGUCCUUCAUGCAGGCUGAAAAUACGCAAGCCAGGGAAUCUCCCGUGAUGACCACGGCCGCUACCACAUCCUCAGAGACCAAGCGCCAAGAUCCAGAACAGCAGAUUGCCCUGGGUACUCUGAUGCUCAACUAUAUUCGUGUGCUAGCUGGCGACAAGCGCAAUAUCGCAUUGGUUGUUAUGACUAUUCUGGUCGGGUUUCUUGCUACUAGAUUUCACACGCAGCAACAACUCCAACCUAUCGUUCAAUAUUCUCCUCUCCAUGCAGAACAGCCAUCUGUAACUCCCAGAGUGGGCUUGAGUGUUUCGAGUAUCAGGGUUAAGUCAGUGGAAAUCCAACCCUCUGCUGUGCCUGAUGAGACCCUCGAUUCUACAAGCGUUGCCCCCACCUCUACGACAGUCCCGGUGCCAGCUCCAGUCUCAGUGCACUCUUCUGUCGUCAAAGACGUUGCGCAAACAGCAGAAUUUGUCGAGCCUCCUCACGAAACGACUGAUCCUCAGGCGAUGGAGCACUCUUCAGAAUCCGCUGAUCUGAGUCUCGAGACACCGAUCCCCGAGGUCGCCACAGAGUCCGAGCCUGAAGCCAUAGAGGAAGAAUCACACAAUGCAGCGGAGAUUGAAGUUGAAGCUGGGACCCCUUCUUCAUCUGAGCAGCCAACAGAAGUGCCCAAGCACAUACCUACCGAGGAACCGGACGAGGAAUCCGCCGAUGAAUCCUUUGGCGAACCCAUUGAUAACAUAAGCGAAGAGCCCAUUGACGAGCUUGUUCAAGCCCCUAUUGACCAACAUCUGGAGGGACCAAUUGAAGAUGCCAUUGACGCACCCAUUGAAGCUCCUAACGAGGAGCCUGUCCAAUCCGAGCCAAGUGAUUAA
Penicillium angulare is the source of this 2028-nucleotide messenger RNA. RefSeq lists its product as uncharacterized. The transcript has a single exon. Lineage: Eukaryota; Fungi; Ascomycota; Eurotiomycetes; Eurotiales; Aspergillaceae. The record is from RefSeq and is a predicted model, not a curated record. The coding region runs from base 1 to 2028 and encodes 675 amino acids.